Molecule: messenger RNA, 2697 nt
Organism: Linderina pennispora
Lineage: Eukaryota; Fungi; Kickxellomycota; Kickxellomycetes; Kickxellales; Kickxellaceae
Product: FTHFS-domain-containing protein
Exons: 6
Coding region: 1-2697 (898 amino acids)
Biological process (GO): tetrahydrofolate interconversion
Cellular component (GO): cytosol
Molecular function (GO): ATP binding; methylenetetrahydrofolate dehydrogenase (NADP+) activity; formate-tetrahydrofolate ligase activity
Source: RefSeq, a predicted model, not a curated record
AUGGCUGAAGAAAAGACCGCAUCACCGACCACUGGCGUCCGUCUGGACGGCAAGGCCAUCUCGGAGGCUGUCCGUUUGGAGCUCAAGGAAGAGGUUGCGGCAUUCAAGAAGCAGCACCCGACGUUCAAGCCCAAGCUGAUGGCAAUUCAGGUCGGCGCCCGCAGCGACUCGAGCGUGUACAUUCGACAAAAGUCCAAGGCGUGCAACGAGAUCGGCAUUGACUUUGAGCACGUCCAGCUCGACGAGAAUAUCCAGCAGGCAGAGCUGGAUGCCCGCCUGGACCAGGUCAACAACGACCCAUCGGUACACGGGAUUAUUGUGCAGCUGCCGGUGCCCGACCACCUCAACACCAAGCAUAUUGUGCAUUCGAUCCUUCCCGAGAAGGACGUCGACGGAUUCCAUGCUGAGAACAUCGGGCACCUGUCGAAGCGGGCCACUGAACCGCACUUUUACUCAUGCACGCCGCUCGGCUGCAUUGAAAUCCUGGAGCGGUACAAUGUGGAGAUCGCUGGCAAGAACGCAGUCGUGGUUGGCCGCAGCGACAUCGUUGGCUCGCCAAUUUCCAUGAUGCUGACUAACCUGAAUGCCACAGUGACGCUGUGCCACAGCCGCACCGACGACAUCGAGAGCAAGGUGCGGGGCGCCGAUAUUUUGGUUGUGGCCAUUGGCAAAGCCGAAUUUGUCAAGGCCGACUGGAUCAAGCCUGGAGCCGUUGUGGUUGAUGUUGGCAUGAACGCCAAGGACGAUGCAACCAAGAAGGCCGGAUACCGGUGGGUCGGCGAUGUCGAAGCCUCGGCCAUCGAGCGCGCGUCGUAUAUGACCCCUGUGCCUGGCGGCGUCGGCCCCAUGACGGUAGCCAUGCUGCUGCGCAACGUAGUCACCAGCGCCAAGCGGUACUUUGAGGAGACAUCGAAGGUCAAGAUUGUGCCGAGCGCGCUGACGUUGCUGGAUCCUGUCCCUAGCGAUAUUGCGAUUGCCAGCGCCCAGAAGCCGAAGCUGAUCGCACAGGUCGCCAGCGAGCUGAACCUGGCGCAUGCCGAGUUCGAGCCGUACGGAAAGCACACGGCCAAGGUCACUCUCGACGUCAUUGACCGCCUCAAGGAUAACAGCAACGGGCGCUACAUUGUAGUCACCGGUAUCAGCCCGACUCCCCUUGGCGAGGGCAAGUCUACAGUCACCAUUGGCCUGUCGCAGGCGCUGUACGCCCAUCGCAACAAGCCAACAUUUGCGUGUGUACGCCAGCCGUCGCAGGGACCCACCUUUGGCAUCAAGGGCGCUGCCGUUGACGCGCGCUUCUUCCACGAGAACACGCAGACUGACACGCAGCUGUUCAACCGCCUGUGCCCAAAGAAAAAGGGUGUGCGCAAAUUUGCUGAUAUCAUGAACCGGCGCCUACAGAAACUGGGCAUCGACAAGGCCACCCCCGAGGAGCUGACACCCGAGGAGAUCUCCAAGUUUGUUCGUCUCGAUAUCGACAAGGACAACAUCAUGUGGCGCCGCGUCAUGGAUACCAACGACCGGUUCCUGCGCGAGAUCACCAUCGGCGAGGCGGCCACCGAGCGCGGCAUGUCGCGCCACACUGGCUUUGACAUCACCGUCGCCAGCGAGAUCAUGGCUGUACUUGCGCUGGCCACAUCGCUGGGUGACAUGCGCGAGCGUCUGGGCCGUAUGGUGGUGGCCAUGAGCAAGCAGGGCGAGCCGGUCACGUGCGACGACAUUGGCAUCACCGGCGCUCUAGCUGUGCUGAUGAAGGACGCGAUCAACCCGACCCUGAUGCAGACGCUGGAGGGCUCGCCCGUGUUUGUCCACGCUGGACCCUUCGCCAACAUUGCCCAUGGCAACUCGUCGAUUGUCGCCGACCGCAUUGCGCUGAAGCUGGUUGGCGUGCCUGCUGGCGAGCUCGUGACCCCCGAGAACUCUGGGUAUGUUGUCACCGAGGCCGGCUUUGGCGCCGACAUUGGAUUCGAGAAGUUUGUCAACAUCAAGUGCCGUGCCUCGGGGCUGGUCCCGGAUGCUGCUGUCAUUGUGGCCACUGUGCGUGCACUCAAGAUGCACGGCGGAGGCCCUGCGGUGGUUCCUGGCAAGCCGCUGGCUGACGAGGAUUUGCCAACCUGCGCCGGCCACAUUGAAAACGUGGGCAAGGUUGGAAUCCCGGCUAUCGUCGCUAUCAACGCCUUCUCGACCGACACACCGGCAGAGCUUGCGCUUGUCCGCAAGCUGGCGCUUGAGGCUGGCGCGUACGAUGCGAUCCCCGCCCACCUGUGGGCUAAGGGCGGUGCUGGAGCCGUGGAUCUGGCCGAUGCCGUCAUCAAGUGCUGCGACAGACAAGAGGAGAGCCAGUUCAAGUUCCUGUACGAUGACAAGAUCGAAACUAUCGCCCGGGAAUUCUAUCGCGCUGGGUCGGUCAGCUUUAGCGAGCAGGCCGAGAAGAAGCUGGCCGAGUUUGCCAGGAACGGCUGGGACAAGAUGCCUGUGUGCAUGGCCAAGACCCAGUACAGCUUCUCGGCCAAUCCCGAGCUCAAGUGCGCGCCCGAGGGCUUCGAUCUGCCUAUUCGCGAUAUCCGUGCCAGCCUGGGUGCCGGCUUCGUCUACCCGCUGUGCGGUGCUAUGCAGACGCUCCCGGGUCUGCCCACGCGCCCGUGCUUCUACGACAUUGACGUCGACCCCGAGACCGGCGACAUCAAGGGCCUGUUCUAA